GUCCACCGGCUGCUGAGCGGGGGCACAGUGCUCUGCUCGCUGCAUUCCCCAGCUCCCUGCAGAGCGGCAUGGAGCGGGCGGCGGCGGGGAGGCGGCCUGCGCCCAGCGACAGGGUGAGGGUGGCCGUGCGGGUGCGGCCCUUCAGUCAGAGAGAGAAGAACUCUGGGAGCAAAUGUGUGAUUUCCAUGCACUCCAGAACCACCACCAUCAUCCAAGACCCCAAGAACGCAGCGCGUGUGAACACGUUCACCUUUGACCUGGCAUACUGGUCUCACAGCGGAUUCCAGAAGGACGAAGAGGACGUCCUGGUCCCGGCUGGCCCCACCAGUCAGUUCGCAGGCCAGGCAAAGGUCUUCCAUGACAUCGGAAGAGGAAUCCUCGACAACGCCUGGCAGGGCUACAACGCCACCCUCCUGGCCUACGGCCAGACCGGCUCUGGAAAAAGCUACUCCAUGAUGGGGCUCGGGGCGAACAAGGGCCUCAUCCCGAGAGUGUGCCAAGAGCUCUUCCGGGCGAUGGAGAACGGGGAGGAGCACCGCGAGUACCAGGUCGCCGUCAGCAUGCUGGAGAUCUACAACGAGCAGAUCAGGGACCUGCUGGCCGGAGGCGCGCCCCCCGGCGGCGGGCUCCGGGUGCGGGAGGCCCCGGAGCGGGGCUUCCACGUGGAGGGGCUGACGUGGGUGCCCUGCGGGAGCUACGAACACCUGGCCAGGCUGCUGGCGCGGGGCACCCGGGCGCGGACCACGGCCUCCACCCGCAUGAACGCGCACAGCAGCCGCUCGCACCUGCUGGUCACCGUGCAGCUCAAGCAGGUCUCCCUCCGCACGGCCCUCACCACUCAAGCCGCCAUCAACCUGGUGGACCUGGCCGGGAGCGAGCGGCAGCGGGGCGCGGGCUCCGCGGGGGACCGGCUGCGGGAAGGGGCGCGCGUCAACCUCAGCCUCGCCAGCCUGGGGGCCGUCAUCAGCGCGCUGGCCGACGCCGCCCUGGGGAAGAAGGUCUGGCACAUCCCCUACCGCGCGUCCGUGCUCACCAAGCUGCUCCGGUCGGCGCUGGGCGGGAACAGCCGGACCACGCUGAUCGCCACCAUCAGCCCGGCGGACGUGUGCUACGCGGAGACGCUGUCCACGCUGCGCUACGCGGAGAGAGCUAAGCGGGUCCGGAACAGCGCUGUGGUCAACACCUGGACGCCCGCCAGGGAGCCGGGGGCGCGGGGCGAGCCCCUGCCGUGCGCCUGUGGACACGCGGCGGACCCGCCAGCCUGGCUCCCGGGCCCCCGCGCGUGGGCCGCGCUGCUGGAGCAGGCGCGCCGGGAGUGGGAGCAGCAGGGCGCGGCCGAGGCCCAGGAGCGGCAGCUGGUGGAGACCCUUCCUCACCUCCUCAACGUCAACGAGGACCCCCAGCUCACCGGGGUCCUCAAGCACUUCAUCCGCGAAGGUUCCUGUGAUGCUGGCCAGGCUGCUGGCAAUGCUAUCCUGCUUCAAGGCCUGGGAAUUUCUGAUAAGCACGCUUCCUUCACGAAUUUGGAUGGUAAAGUGACGGUGGCUCCUCACCGUAAGAGCAAAGUCGUGGUUAAUGGGGUGCCCAUCACCACCAGGACUCAGCUGCAGCACUUGGACCGCGUUAUUCUGGGCUCCAACAGCACUUACCUGUACGUGGGCUUCCCUUCCGAGCGGGGCCGCGAGGACGGGCUCAGGUUCGACUACGACUUCUUCCAGCUGGAGCGGGCGGCGGCGGAGGGCGUGAGCGCCGACUGGCUGGGUGCGGGGAGCGGCGGGGCCGGCCGCGCGGACCCCAGCGUCCUGGCCGCGGCCCAGGACUACGUCAAGCUCACGCCGCUGGUGGCCGAAGCGAACCAGAUGAGCCAGGACCUGGAGAAGGGGCUCCACCUGGAGCUGAAGGUGAAGAACUUGGCCUCCUCCGACUCGCGGGGCUUCCAGCUGCAGAAGGAGGUGAUGGUGAAGGUGACCCACCAGCGGACGCGAGAGGUGUGGAUCUGGUCGAAAGCCAAGUUCGUGCACCGGAAGUUCCUGAUGGAGGAGCUGUACCAGCGCCUCCUGGACGGGGAGGCCGGCCCGGAGGCCCGGGAGGACGACCCGUUCUGGGACCCCGUGGAGGCGGUGCACGUGGGCGCGGCCCACGUGUGGCUGCAGGCGCUGGCCCACCGCCUGGGGCUGGAGGAGCAGGUGGAGCUGCUGGGCUGCGAGGGGCUGGAGGAGGCGGUGCUGCACGUCCGCGUCACGCCGUGCUGCCCCGCGGGACGGGCGCGGGGUGAGGAGGACGCGGCCGCGGACCCCGGCGACCUGCUGGGCGGGCGGAUGGACUUCCAGGUGCACCUGGUCCGGUGCCUCGGCGUCCGGUGGAUGAAGGAAGGCGCCAAGCGGGGCAUCCAGCUCGGAUACAGAAUUUAUGAUCUUCCUAACACUUUAUAUACUAAACCUGCAUGGGAAAAUGUGAAUCCUCAAAUUGAAGAGACUGUCCAAUUUGCAGCCUUACACGUGUCACAGGAGUUCCUGAAUUAUUUACAGACAAAUGCCCUCAUUGUUGACUUGUGGGGUCUUCAAGAAGGCUGUGCAGAGCUCGGCUGCUCCCAGCUGGACCUCCCAGUCACCGCUGAAGGCCACAUCAUGGUGGAUACCAAGAAGCUUCCCAGUGUGAAGGAUUCAAGCCAGAACACAUCAAGCCAGACUUCGGAACUUUAUCAGAAGUUGUUCAAGUUAGAGCGGGAGGCGGAGCUGCUCAGAAACAUUAACCGAGCCCUGAGGGAGGAAAACGUGAUUCUCAAGGAAUCCUUGGAGAAAACCGGCCUUCACCCACAAGCGCUUGAGCCCUCCAGGGCACAGAAGAUGCCCGGGAGCACCACGCGGUUGCCGUCGGCCAGCGAGCGGAGCCCGCAGUGCGGUCAGGAGGCCCCGUGCGCGCCCGAGCUGGCCAGAGCUCUGAAGGCCUUCUACCGGAGCGCCAGCGCGGCCAGGGCGCAGUGGCUCCGCCUGAGGCAGCAGAAGCCGCCUGAAGACGAUCAAAUGCUUCGACCGUUUUUACAUCUCCAGUCCCAGAUGCUAAAGGAUUUCGGGGACCUGUUUGAAUCCAGCUUGUGGAAACUGAAAAAUGAUGUUGCACUUAUAGUGAAAAAGAAGAGAGAGCAUUCGUUGCAUGUGACACAGUGAGGGCACAUGGAGCGGAAACCACACAUGG
Perognathus longimembris pacificus (Pacific pocket mouse) is the source of this 3195-nucleotide messenger RNA. RefSeq names its product kinesin-like protein KIF28P. The record is from RefSeq and is a predicted model, not a curated record. Gene Ontology annotation, cellular component: microtubule; kinesin complex. Lineage: Eukaryota; Metazoa; Chordata; Mammalia; Rodentia; Heteromyidae. The coding region runs from base 69 to 3167 and encodes 1032 amino acids. The transcript is spliced from 23 exons. Gene Ontology annotation, molecular function: ATP binding; microtubule motor activity; ATP hydrolysis activity. Gene Ontology annotation, biological process: cytoskeleton-dependent intracellular transport; microtubule-based movement.